Molecule: messenger RNA, 1599 nt
Organism: Clunio marinus
Lineage: Eukaryota; Metazoa; Arthropoda; Insecta; Diptera; Chironomidae
Source: the annotation of a GenBank genome assembly
ACUCUCAAAAAGUAAAGAAAAUGUGAGAAAUUUUCACCUCGUUAGUAGAUUUAAAUAUGAAAUUUCAGUCUCGCGUAUUCGAUUCAAAUGAAUGGAACUUAGUGGAAAAUGAUGUGAAGUGAUUAAACGAGGAAAUUCAACAAAGAAAAUUAGGAUCAAAUGGCGCGAGUUAAAAGUUUUUUAGGAUGUUGUCAACUUGAAACUGGUGGUCUCUGUCUCGGAUGGUUUUUCUUUAUUUUAUUUUUUAUUUUAACAACACUUCUUGUUGUUUUUGGAGGAAGAUCAAUUUAUGCAAAUCCACAUCCACUUCAUACCCUGAUAUGGCUCGAUAUCAUUAUCUUUUGGAUUAUUGUAAUUUACUCCUCUUGGUUAAUGGUGCAAGGAAUUAAAACUAAAAAUCCAAGCAAAAUUCAACCUUUUCGCAUCAUCUUCAUAGCUGCAACUAUCUUGCUUUUGUUAGAUUUAAUCUAUUUCAUUUACAAGAUCAACUUUAAGAAGAAAGAUCCUCAAAGUAUAAUUAAGACGGAACAGGAUAUUUUUCAAUUAAUUGAGCAAGACUUUAAGGCUGUGAGAAUCUUGGUUAGUCUACUGCUUUUAAUUAUGUCAAUCUACAUUUAUGUCUUUGUUGACUCACUACAUAAAUGUGUGAGGGAGUCAAGAACUCGCUAUUAUGUCGUGGCCAAGGUUUGACCAGAAAGUUCCCUUGAAAAAAGUAAGCGGAAGUCUUUAAAUUUAAAAUUUCUAUACUGAUCUAUUUUUGGUUCAUAAUUUAAAGCGUUUUCGCUGUUGUUGGCACAGAGACAUGUUUUCUUUGGUCGCAAAAUUUUAAUUUAAUUCCAUUUGUCAACUCUUUAUGUGUUUUAACAAUAACAUCAUUCCGAAAAUUUCAAACCUGAUGUUGUAGGCCCGAACAAGAUUACGCACAGAUAAAGAAAAUUAAAUAAAAUUUAAAUCUUUGUAUACAAAACUUUAAAUGUUUUCUUUGUUCAAUAUGAAAAUCUUCAACUUCGUUUUUUAAUUUUCUUUUUUUUGUUUGCUUUGAAACUAUUUUUGAAAAUAUUCGCGUUGGGUAUUAAGGUGAGAAGUUUUCUAUUUUCCUCUCGAUUUUUUCUCAAUUUUCAUGCGAAUUUCCUCAAACGCUUUUCUUUUGUUUUUCAUAAUUAGUCGGAAAUUUAAAAACGAAUUAAGCUGUUGAUAAAAAAUCUCUCACAUUUUUCAACUGGUGGAUGAUUUUUAUAAAAAAUGUCGACUAAAUCUUUUUUUAUAAGUUUCUAAUCCAAGUUCAAUGGCGAUUAAAGAAGAUUAAAGAUUAUCAGAAAAAAUAUGUUGAUCUAAAAAUAAAAGCAAUUUUGAUAUUUUUGUGACACUCUGAAGUGUUUCUUUUAUCUAUCAACGGUGUUCUGUGAUUUUUUUUCCCACGAGAUUAGUUGAUAAUUCGUUGAAAGUUACUUGACAUUAUCAUCAAAGAUCCCCUCUCAACAAAGAAUUCAAACGUUUAUUGUUUUAAUAUGAUACGAUUACACAAAUUUCUGUGUUGUCUCAAGCUUGAAAUUGGUGGAUAUUUGAUUGGUUGGAUAAAUUUAUUCGCUUCACUUUUAG